CAACCCCCUUUGUUGUCAUCCCAAGUUCUCAACCGCUUAACGUGACCUUUGUCAAUAGAGUUUGAUUUAUAACUUAUCACACAGCACUCCACUUUGGCCACUCUACCUAUUACCUACUCUGCUUAUUGUACCUGUUACACCUAUUCACUCCUCCUCACAACCGCUCUACCGUCUUCCCCGACAAGCAUUGCACAAUCAUGGAAUGUUCGGUCACGACACGAUUUGACAGGUAGUCCAACAGCUCGAGCACAAAUAUCGAUACAGACACACUUACCAACAACCUCCUAAACCAACUUGGCGACAUCGACAUUUACAAAAGUCUCAAUCAAGAAAGUUCUCAGAAUGUCAUCCAAGCCAACCGGAACACCCUCGUCCAAAAAGCCGAAACCCCUCUUCAUCCUCCCCAAAUCUCACUUCGACAAGGCCAAGUCCUCAGAAGACGCCCUCUCCAAACGUCCGCCGACUCCGUAUUACCCUCCUGCCCGCCAGUCUGAGGGGGAGAGUUCUGGAGUCGCCGAUGAGAAGGGAAAAGACCAGAAGGAGGAUAUCAACGAUGCCAAGAAGCAGAACAACUAAGCAGAAGCAGAGAUAGGCUGCAUUACGUAUGUAAAAUCUAACACCUGGAGGUUUCGUGUUUCUUUG
Messenger RNA from Neurospora hispaniola, 642 nucleotides. RefSeq lists its product as uncharacterized. The record is from RefSeq and is a predicted model, not a curated record. The transcript has 2 exons. Lineage: Eukaryota; Fungi; Ascomycota; Sordariomycetes; Sordariales; Sordariaceae. The coding region runs from base 343 to 576 and encodes 77 amino acids.